UUCCACUUCCGUCGAUACGCAUACUUUGGUUUAUAGACUUUUAAACUUUCGGAUCAACAAAAACUUGUCUCUUGUAGAGAUUUUUGGUAUCUUCUCACCAUCUUGGAACCUAUUUAUUGUCAUCAUCAUCUUUUUGUGAUAUUUUAAAUUUUAUUUAGAUUCUUUUCUAUUUUGUUUAAUACAUUUCUUUGAUUGUUUUUUUUGCCAACUCGUCUUCCAUACUAAUUAAUCAUGCGUAUAUACAAGGAUAUGAUCACUGGUGACGAAAUGUUCACCGAUUCUUCUAAAAUCAAUCUAAUCGAUGACUGCCUUUACGAAGUAGUUUGCCAACAUGUUGUCCGUAAGGAGGGAGAAAUCCUUUUGGACGGUGCCAAUCCAUCUGCUGAGGAAGGUGGUGAUGAAGGAACUGAUGAACACGUAGAAUCUGGUCUCGAUUUGGUCCUUAAUCAGCGUCUAGUAGAAACUGCUUUCAACAAAGCUGAUUACAUGAACUAUCUCAAAACUUACACUAAGACCUUGGCCGACAAAUGGAAGGAAGAAGGUUUCACUGAAGAACAAAUGGCCGAUGCUAAAGCUAAAAUUACUGAAGCUGUCAAAAAGAUAAGACCAAAACUUAGUGAUUGCUCAUUUUACAUGGGUGAAAGCGCCAACCCCGAUGGAAUGGUUGCCCUUCUCGACUACCGAGAAAAUGCAGAUGGCAAAGGUGAAACUGCUUAUAUGUUAUUCUUUAAACAUGGUGUUAUCGAAGAAAAGGUUUAAUUGCUGAGCAAUUAGCCACUCCUCAAUAUGUUCUAUCAAUAUUGAAAGAAUUCAAAUUUAAUAAACUUAUAUCUUGAUCACCGAA
Molecule: messenger RNA, 844 nt
Organism: Tetranychus urticae (two-spotted spider mite)
Lineage: Eukaryota; Metazoa; Arthropoda; Arachnida; Trombidiformes; Tetranychidae
Gene: Tctp
Product: translationally controlled tumor protein
Cellular component (GO): cytoplasm
Molecular function (GO): calcium ion binding
Source: RefSeq, a predicted model, not a curated record